AUGGCACCAAAGACGCCAAUCCUUUUCCUAAAAACCAAGUCGUCCCCUGGUGACACCUAUGAGGAGUUCUUCACAUCGCCGCCUGAUGGCGCCAGCUAUGAGCCCUCCUUCGUUCCUGUGCUCAAGCACCAGUUCGACGAAGCUGGGAUAGCCAUCGUACGAAAUGCGCUCCAAAGCGGGUCGAUAAGCGCAACAGCCGGCAGCGCCUACGGCGGCAUUAUCUUUACUUCCCAGCGCGCCGUCGAAGCCUUCACGAAGCUCGUCGAGGAAAGGAGAGGUGAGGAUGGCUGGCCUCAUCUCCAGGACGUUCCCAUCUAUAGCGUCGGGCCGGCCACUACGCGCGCCCUCAAGGCUGUUCCCCAGGUGCCUCCUCUGCAGGUGUUUGGAGAGCAUACGGGGGCAGGAGACAAACUGGCCCCUUUCAUCCUCGAACACUAUGGGGAAUGGUACAAGGACCGCGAGGUUAAGCCUCCGUUGUUGUUCCUAGUUGGCGAGAAGCGGCGGGAUGUCAUCCCCAAAGUGCUAACAGGGGCAGGAUGGCGGGUGGACGAAGUGGUUAUCUACGGUACCGGGGAAUUGGAGUCGUUCUACGACGACUUCGCUCGGCGCUUGGCUGAGACGGCAGAUCGCCCGACGAGAUGGGUGGUUGUCUUCUCGCCGAGCGGUUGUGACAGUAUGCUUCGUGCCCUGGACCUCCUGGACGCGAGCACGGGCAAGGCCAAGCGCAAGCAACCUGGCCGGAACACCCUGAUCGCCACGAUCGGGCCUACAACCCGUGAUCAUCUAAUUCAAAAGUUUGGGUUCGAGCCCGACAUCUGCGCUGAGCAGCCCACUCCAGAAGGCGUCUGGCGUGGCAUUUCUAGCUACCGCCGUCGAUAG
Messenger RNA from Thermothelomyces thermophilus ATCC 42464, 879 nucleotides. RefSeq lists its product as uncharacterized. The transcript has 2 exons. Gene Ontology annotation, molecular function: uroporphyrinogen-III synthase activity. Gene Ontology annotation, biological process: uroporphyrinogen III biosynthetic process. NCBI's taxonomy places the organism in Eukaryota, Fungi, Ascomycota, Sordariomycetes, Sordariales, Chaetomiaceae. Bases 1 to 879 code for a protein of 292 amino acids. The record is from RefSeq and is a predicted model, not a curated record.